Messenger RNA from Hyaloperonospora brassicae, 510 nucleotides. Lineage: Eukaryota; Oomycota; Peronosporomycetes; Peronosporales; Peronosporaceae. The record is from the annotation of a GenBank genome assembly.
AUGAGCUACGGAGGCAACGUCGAAGGUUACCUGAUCAAGAUCGACGGUCACGAAGUCCGCACUGUCUACUGCAUCCUUGACGAGGGCAUGCUGCAGAUCUUCUCCCGCAAAGGUGGUGAACAGUUGGGCGUUAUGGCUUUGUCAGGGUCCAAGGUGGAAGUGUUCUUGCUUCCUUCAUCCGGAGUCGGUCAGGUGCCCAACCAAUUUCGCGUUGACACGCAGUCGCGCCUUCCAUCCAUUCGUUUGCGCGGUGGUCGAAAGCCCGCGGGUGCCGACUUGCCCGUGUCGACGACUUUUGCAGGGUCGACCAGUGAAGUCACGAACCAGUGGGCUGUUUCCAUCCUCAACUGGAGCCGGUACAGCUGGGAAGACGGUCAAAUGGUGUGCAGUUCCAAGGACGAGCGCAGCAACUUGCAAAAGCUCAUUGAACUGAGCAGCUUGAAGACAACCAAGGCGACAAGAAGCCUUGUUGUGCCGUUCGGAGUUAGCCCCGCAGUGUUGCCAGUAUGA